Molecule: messenger RNA, 774 nt
Organism: Cetraspora pellucida
Lineage: Eukaryota; Fungi; Glomeromycota; Glomeromycetes; Diversisporales; Gigasporaceae
Source: the annotation of a GenBank genome assembly
AUGAAUGAAUCAAAUCGCCAUAUUCUUCUAAUUCUUGACAAUGCCACUUCACAUGCUAUCGGUACACUUUCCUUGACCAAUGUAGAAAUACUUUUCCUGCCAAAAAACACAACUUCAAAAAUCCAGCCCAUGGAUGCCAGGAUUAUCACAUUCUUCAAACUUCAUUAUCACCAUCUACAACUUCAACAUGCAAUAGAUCGCGAUGAAGCUGGAGAAAAUGAUAUUUAUAAAGUUGACCAGUUGCAAGGAAUGAGAUGGGCGAAAAUUGCCUGGAAUGAAAUAACUGCCCAUACAAAAAUUAUAUCACCACGUGAUGAAUUCGGAAUGCCUAUCAUCUCUGAAAGUGGAAAUGGAAGUAUGGAAGAAAAUUUAGUAGAAGAAAAUGUUGAUGAAGAAAACUUAAAUGAAAAGUUAAUUGAUGAUAUUCAGCGCCAAAUGGUUGCACUACAUGUUUGUACUCCAAUGUCUGUCAAAAAUUGGCUAAAUCUUGAAGGUGAAGAGGAUGUGCAUCAACAAUUUACAGACGAAGACUUUGUCCAAGGUGCAAUUGAAGUAGAACAAGGGGAAGAGGAAGAAGUUGUAGAACCAUCUCUGUCCCCAAAAGAAAAAUUAGCCAUCUUGCAUGAAGCCCUGAAAAUUGUAGUUGAAAUGGUUGAUGAUAAUGGAAUAACAAUGAAAUCUUUGCGCAAGAUACAAACCCGCAUUCGUGAGGAAGUUCAAAGGAAAAAGAAUGAAAAGCAGGUCCAAUGUAAACUUGAUCAAUUCUUUUUCAAG